Messenger RNA from Candidula unifasciata, 432 nucleotides. NCBI's taxonomy places the organism in Eukaryota, Metazoa, Mollusca, Gastropoda, Stylommatophora, Geomitridae. The record is from the annotation of a GenBank genome assembly.
AUGCCGCCAAAGUUUGUACGAUUACCAGAAAGCUCUGAUCUGUCAAGGUCCCAGGAUGCAGAAAGGAGAGGAUUGCUGGAUGACACUUCUGACAAUGAGGACUUCUUCUUAACAGGACCUAAAGUGAAUACAGAGAGACUCAGAUCUGACCACAAGAUGACACAGCUUAAGGGCCAAGUUGAUGAUGUUGUGGACAUUAUGAAGUCUAAUGUAAACAAGGUCAUUGAGAGAGGGGACAGAUUAGAGGACUUACAGGACAAGUCAGAGAGCUUGUCCAGUAACUCGGAUAUGUUUCGUACAAGGUCGAAAUCUUUACACAAAGCCAUGUGGUGGAAGAAUUGCAGGAUGAAGCUAAUAUUGGCUCUUGUUCUGGCUGUGAUCAUUGCAAUUAUCAUCAUUUACCUGGCAGUCCAUUUCUCCAAGAAAUCCUAG